AUCUUCUACUUUGGAAAACAUUGGUUCACAAGAAUGCACGGAAAGACGUGAUUUACAUAAAAAUUAAAUGAAAGAAUGGAUAGAUUAUUUAUAUGUAUCACAAAAGUUUAUCGAAGAGAACACGAUACGUGCGGUUGAAAGGUAACGGAGUCGUGUUACUCCUAGGAGACCAUUGCCUCGAACCAAAGCAAAUCGUAUACAGUUAUCGAUGCAACGUGAAACAAACGGCAAAGUAUCGCAGGCCACGUUCGUAACUAUAGAAUAAAAAAGAAAAUCAAGAAAGCUGAAAAGAGAUGAAAAGUGACCGGAUAGCCUCGAUGCUUUGAUGCUUCCCGUUACGUUUACAAAGUGGUUCGUGUAGUGCUUCUUUGAUACGUGAAAUCAUUUCAAUUUACCGCAUACACGUUUCUCAAACUAUAAAUCUUGCGUCAUUUUAUUCGCAAAGAUUCUUACAAAUAAUAAAUCAUCCCCCUCGAUGCGUCGCGAUUCGUACAUAGUUUCUCUAGAUCCAGAAGCGCUGAUUCUUUCGAGGCACAAAAGAACAAUUGUUUGUCGCUUACUGCCUAUCUUUGGCUCCAUGCGAGUUCCUUGAGGGUUAGGGGAAAGAACGAUUAACUCGAAAACGCAGUAGGGGCGCAUGUCUUUGAUCAAACAUGUUAUGUAUCUGCCGUCCGACUAUAUACGGUUUUAUUUCACUGGCGCUUCGAACUUGGCCGUCCGUAACACUUCCUUCGACACUUCGCUUCGCGUUGUUACACGAACAGUAGGAUACGUGUUAACGUCACGUUUAGAACACUUUCAUUUUCCCCUUGGUAAUCUUAAAAUCCGUUUUUUUAAUAGUUAGAUUCGAAAUAGCGCGCACGCACACACACGAUCUGUAAUUAAACAAAGUUCAAAGAUAUUCGGAGGAACCGGCGGGAAAAUGAAGACUCCAGUGGAAGGAACGACGUUACUCGACGCUAUAUCGUGAUACAGCAAUUUAUGAGAGAAAAUGGUCUUCGAUCCAGUCGCUGAAGAACAGAGGAAACGCUUUUUUAGACAAAAUUAUGGCGCUCAUUUACCUGGCUACACUGGACACUGUCCCACCCUCAAGUUUCGAGUUGGAAAGCGAUUUGGAGCGAGUACGGAAGAAAUCAUGAAGGAAUUACUUGAAAAGAAAAUCCUGAAAACGGGACCUUACAGGCCAAAUUCCAGCAGGGACGUACACGGAAACGGAUCGAUUCCUUGUGGAAAGGAUGAUAUCAGAAGGGACUGGAAAACUGAUGCACAGUUAUUUAAAGCGCCGCCGUAUAUAUUGGGAUACACGGGAUACAUUCCUGGAUUUAAUAGCUGUUAUGGUCUAUCCUUUAUUAAAGCCGUGGAAGAAGGUGCCAGGGAAUGGCGUGAAAAUCAAAACAAAUUGAGAGCAAGAGAACGCAGAGAUGCCAUGAAAGCUCAAGCUGAAAGAUGCGAUCCCAGAAAUCUUUCAUCUCGAGCGAGAGCAGACAACGUGGCCAUCGAGAUUGAUCACGAUCAUGAUCGAAAUCGUACCACUUUUCAUUACGAAAUCUCCCCUGAGAGACCACCGAUCGUGGGUUAUACAGGCCACAUUCCAGGAGCAAAGGGAGAGGUAGCACUGUCGAAAAGGUACGGCCAAGCCGCAAGAAAAGGACUAGAAUUAAUACGAAAAGAACGCGAAGAAAGACUUAACAAACUACGAACUGCGGCCACGGUGCAGAAAGCUUUAAACGAUGCUAACGUUUAUGAAACUGAACACGCGCGAACUGGAAUUUAGCGUAUGUAUAAAUAUUAAUGUAUAUCGAUAGACGUUACAACCACUCUUGUAACGCUUUAGUACAGUGUAGUAAAGCUUUUGGUAGUCGUAGUUUGUUUCCUAUUUCGUAAAUUGAUGCAUUGAUUAGAGAUCG
Molecule: messenger RNA, 1907 nt
Organism: Hylaeus volcanicus
Lineage: Eukaryota; Metazoa; Arthropoda; Insecta; Hymenoptera; Colletidae
Product: protein FAM166B-like
Exons: 7
Coding region: 992-1774 (260 amino acids)
Source: RefSeq, a predicted model, not a curated record